CUACCUGGAGGCUACCCUCAAGUUUAAGCCUGGAGCCUUCGACUGCAGCGUCGUCUGGUCUACCCAUUUCAGUCUACACCCGCGGCUAAAUAUGGGACCUGGUCGUAGCGGUGUGUCAAGAGGUUUACAAGCACUGCGGGCUGUUUUGACUGGAUUCUCGGUGAACAACCGGAAGAACAUGUUCGUCUACCAGGAGAACUCCGGCCCCGUGUUCUAUCUGCGGCUUCACGAGACGCAGUGCCACAAGCGGCACGGUCGGGCAGACGAUGAUAUAUCCCUCUCAGGCUCGAGAAGCUCCUCGCUCGUCAGCCUCGUACAAAAGAAGCCAGGCGCGGAUCAGGAGGAGGAAUUCGACUUCCGUCCCCGCCUGAGUUCGGGGGCACUCGGACCGAGACCAGUCGCAUGA
Molecule: messenger RNA, 406 nt
Organism: Ixodes scapularis (black-legged tick)
Lineage: Eukaryota; Metazoa; Arthropoda; Arachnida; Ixodida; Ixodidae
Product: KICSTOR complex protein SZT2-like
Exons: 5
Coding region: 92-406 (104 amino acids)
Cellular component (GO): peroxisome
Source: RefSeq, a predicted model, not a curated record